This is a messenger RNA of Manis javanica (Malayan pangolin), 4720 nucleotides long. Lineage: Eukaryota; Metazoa; Chordata; Mammalia; Pholidota; Manidae. The record is from RefSeq and is a predicted model, not a curated record.
GGCGGGACAGCACCCGGUUAUUGGCCGCACCGCAAAGCUUGUUUGAAGCGUAGGGAGGUAGACUCGGGGAGGUGGUGCCCGCUGGAGGCCUGUGCUUACCUGGAGGGGGUCCCCUCUAGCGGCCGCAGGAAGGACGUUGGAACUAACGCCCCUAUGGUCUCCAGCUGUCCUGGAGAGCUCAGGUUCCUGCGCACCUUCACCUGCCCCACAGGUGGGCAGCCCACCAGAUGUCCUUGCUUCUUAUCCUCAGAGACACCUGCCGGGUUUGCUCCUGCUGUUCCCCCGAGCCACUCUCUCACCACGCAUUCGAAUCCCACACAUACUUCACCUCCGGUUCCCCUAAAAGCCUUCCCGAGUACUCGGGAGGUGGAGGAGGAGUAUUCCUUAGCGGCGCUCCCCUACCAUCUGUUGGCUCUGCUGUAUACCGACCCUUCCAGCACGAACUUAGCUCAGCAAGACCUACGGUCCUUCGAUCCCCACAACUCCCUGAGACAUUGAGCUCAUGUCCAUAUUAACGGUGAAGAAAUGACAUUUGGGCAGAGAUUCAACGAGAAGAAAGAGGCAGUUUGGUUCAGACCCUAAGACAGAGCUCAGAGGAAACGCCCGAGAGCAGAACGAGAUUCCAGGUCCAUGACAUCCUGCUAUACAAGCAAGUGCACCAGUGAGGCCCAUCUGUGCCGUGCUCCAUUCCCACCUGGGCCGCACCUGCUCUUAUGCUGACUUUCCAGGUGCUUAGAAGAACACGUAGUAGAGUUUUUCAUCAAACAAAUGGAACAUAUCACCGAACUUUGCUGAGAUGGACAACUCUGCAGAAAAAGAACUUGGCAAAAAAUAUUCCAGAAAAGCCAACAAAAUACAGAGAGAUGUUCCAGGAACUCAGGCUUUUGGAAACAACAGCAAGGAAGCCUUGUGUUUCCUUAUUUCUGAUCUGGUCUCUACCUCCCUUAAAGAAAAGUACAUAGCCAUCUGCCCACUUGAAAGGAAGAAGGGAAGAAAAGAGUUUUACUGCUGCAUAUCCAACACAAUCUUCUAUUCCUUUUGAACACCAGAGGUCAGUAAUUCCAGAAGCAGAAAAAAAAGGAUUUAAUAGUCAAGCCAAGAGAUUUUAUCAUAAGAAGGAUGACAUCCCAGGUCCUGGGUUUUACAAUGUCAUUCACCAAUCUCCAGUGUCCAACAGUGUCUCGUUGUCUAAGAAAGGGACAUGCACUUUUCCCUCUAUGUGUGCCCGCUUGGCCACCGUCAUUUCAAAGUAUCCCGCAGCUAAUGCAUACACCAUCCCAUCACAUUUUGUUUCGAAGAAAGACUUCAGUAAUUCCUGUUCCAGCAUGUUCCAGUUGCCAAGCUUUGCAAAAGUUCUCAAGUUUGAAACUCCUGCACCAAACCACUAUAAUGCCUCUGUGUCCUGCUGCAAGCAGAAGAACAACGUCUGUGCCCGAGCAGGGUUUAUGUCCAAAACCCAGAGGGGAUUUUUCACUAGGACUGAAACGGUACCUGCCCCAGGGCAUUAUAAUGUCAAUGAAUCCCUUGUGAAGCCGUCGCCAAAGACAUUAAUGUCUUGUUUUAAAUCGAACACCGGCCGUGGAUUAAAACUGAUAUCAACAGGCCCAGGACCUGGUUAUUACAACCCAAAUGAUUGCACCAAAAUUCCAAAAAAGACUCUUUUCCCGAAAAACCCCAUCCUGAACUUCUCUGCCCAGCCUUUGCCUCUGCCCCCCAAGCCGCCUCUCCCGGGCCCUGGCCAGUAUGAGAUCGUGGACUACGCGGGGCCGCCCAAGCAUUUCAUCUCUAGUGCAUCGUUUGUGUCCAACACCAGCCGGUGGACAGUGGCGCCGUCCCAGCCAGGCUCGCCUGGCCCAGCCGCAUACAAGCCUGAGUUGCUGGGCAGGCAGUCCUUUCUCUACAACGAGGACAAGAAGUGGAUCCCAGUGCUGUAGCAGUGACCUCAUACAAGCUCGGGGAGGACGCCGGGCGCCAGCUGCCCCCCCCCCCGGGGUCCCCAGAUGCUCACUCAGAGCAUGGCCUAUUUUGUGUGUGGCGGCUGAUGAUUUGGGGACAGCUCUGCCGCCCAGACUGCUACGGAUGAGCAGCUGCACUCUGCCUUGAGCUGCCUCCUGGAGGUCAAACGCCCACCCCCACUGACUCCAGGGGUCUCCUGAGCAGAAAUAUGGAGUGGACAGAGCCUCCCCUGGCUAUUUGUCCAGGCUGGCUUCUGCUCCCCUCCCCUCAGACUAAUGGGGCUCCUCCAACUGACACUCUGGGAGAAGGUAGCCAAUGGCUGAUGCUCCAUCUAGAAGCCUGAUGCUGAGCCAGGGCUCUCAGGCCCAGGAUGUACCCACAAGGUCGGCAGCACAGGGCUGCGGCCCAGACGUGCUCCCAUCCUUCUGGCCUUGACUUCCAGACACCUGCAGUUCCCAGGCUUCCUCUGGGAAGGCCCAGAGGCACUUGUGAUGGAUACAUGAAGGGCUUGCCUGAGUCCUUGCCUCCAGCUAAGACUCCCUAUCUCACCUUCAGGAAGAGCAUGGCAGCCAGGUGCUAUGACCACUUGAGAAGAGGCCCCCACAUCCAUUUAUUGGUCUAUAUUCAACAGCACACGUGGGCAGAAGCCUGCUGGAGCCAGAGCCUGGGUCUUUUCUGGCCUGUCAAAUUGAUUCCCCUUGACAAGAGGAAGAUUCCCAAAGAACUAAGAGGAAAUAGAAGUACCCAACAUCCUCUCCCCUCCCAAGGAUUGGUGUUAUCUUUCCCGUUUGUAAGUGGAAGUCUCUUGCGCAGUCUCCCCUCCAGCUCCCGCAUCGACAAGGCCUUUCCUGUCCCCUUGGGUCUCUCCUUUGACUUUCCUGUGUUACAUCCUGGGCCUUCGUGUCAGAACUGGCCACUGAUUGGCUCUUCCUCUGGGGAGUGGUGGGUGAGGAAGGAGGGAGAAGGAUGGAAUAACAUAUCCAAUUAAACCAAAUUCUUGCAUCUCACAAAAACUGGCCUUUGUGAGCCCCAGAUGCCCCAAACACUGCAUGGCCUGGAGCACUCUGCCAGGAGCAGUGGAAGCCUGGCUCUGAAGGCAGGACACCUAGUGCGUCUGUACUCUCAGGGCUGCAGCUUCUCUUCCAGGUGCAGGUCCAGUUAGAGCUCAGGGGCUCCAGGUAAACACUCCCAGGGGCUAGACGAGCAAUGCACGGAGCAGAACAGGGAGGCAGGUCUGGGGGUUUGGGGGCUGAGGCUGCUGGCCACCUAAAGGACAUCCAAAAUGGCUCAGCUAACUGUUAUCAGAUCUGCAGAUGUUUCAACAGAAUCUGGAGAAUCUUUAAAAUGUGAAAUCUCUUGAUCUGAGAUGUUGACAACCAUAUUGCAAUUAAAAAUUUUUUGUUUAGACUGAAAGAAUUUUCUGCUGGCCGUCAGUUGCCCACUCAGGUGUUAGAGGUUCUGAAAGGCCCUUACAAAGCUGACACUUGAAGCUGUACCUUUCUUUGACCCCGGCCUCUCAACAGUAGGCCUUGGUUUUAGGUCCCUCUCACCCUGGAAGACCUUAGGAGGCCAUUGGCCUGGAAGUAGCUGGCCCUGGGUUCCCCAUGGGCAGAGGCUGGGGGUAAUGCAUUGAAAAGCAAGACAGGCUUCUCCUCCCCUUGGGCAGCUGGGCUGAGCACCAGUAGGUGAAGAUGCUCUCUCCAGAAGGAGCCUUCUCCAAGUUGGGUCAGGAAAGAGGGGCUCCUGGGAGAACACAGGGCUGCUCUUGGUCAGCAGAAUCCCUGUGCUAUAGAAGCCAUGACUGGACCUGAGGCCCUCAAUUCAGAGGGUCUGACUUGACUGUAUCCAGCCUCUUUUAAGAUAUCAUAGGCUGCUCAUAGUUCCGUCCAGCCCAGUGGUUCUCAGGCCCUGGCUGUGUGUUAGGAUCACCUUGGGAGCUGUUACAGAGGCAGCCUGUGCAGGCCUCAACCUUUGAGGUUCUGACUUAGUUGAUCUGAGAUAGGGUUUGGACAUUGGUAUAUUUAUUAAAGUUCUCAGUGUGAUUAUGUGUCUAGUUAGGGUUAGGAUACACUGAUAGUUUAAUAAAAUGUUUUCCAAAUUUUAAUGUGCCUGCAAAUCACUUAAGACAGAGUCUUUAGGUCUGUGGUAGGCCUGAAAGUCUGCAUGUCUUUUUCUGUUUUUUUACUUGAGAUAUAACUGACACAUAACACUGCAUUAGUUUUAGGUGUAAGCAUUUCUAACAAGCUCCAGGUGAGGCCAAUACUGCUGGUCUGUGGACCACACUUAGCGUAGCAGGUCAUUCAUCCCUUUCUCCCCUCACCCACUCACUGUCUACCAGGUAAAAGCCACCUCCAGCCAGGGGACGCUCUCUCCACCAGGCAACAGCUGCCUUUUUAAAGUGACCCCCCAUUUGGGAAGAACUAACAACUCCUUUCACCUUUUCACUCUUUGGAGCAAAGACCCGGAAUGGCAGCUGUUGGCCUCAGGAGCUGCCUUUCCUUCCCGAGUCCUCUGCCGGCAGGCUCAAUUUCCUCCAGCCUUCAGGGCUCUCUUGGACGUCCAAAUGGCCCUUCAAGCCAUUGACAGCCUUUGUCUGUUUAUGUAGAGGGGAAGAGAAUGGGCCCCGGUGGCUUUGCUGGAGAUGGCCAGAUGUACAGUGGACGUGCAGCUGCCCGCUCCUCUCCCGGUGUCUUGCCAAUGGGUUUCAGCCCUGGGCAAGUUCACUAUGGAUUCAAUGUGACCAAAGAAAAUGAGAGUAGAAUGU